AUGGUUCUGAAGAAGAGCGAACUUCGAGAGCAAGAUGUCAGCCUGGCCCGUCAGCUCCUCGUCGUCUACGACUACGUCGAGGAGACCAAGUGGUUCCUUGAAAACUUCGAAGCAUGCGAUCCUCGUCACUCGAUCGCCGGUCCAUUGACGUCAACGGAGCGUCGAUUCUCGCAAAACUUUCAGAAGAGGCUGUCGGAUUUUGGUUUGAACUUGAAGGGGAUCCCGCACAACGGGUUCGCAUCGCCUCCAUCCUGGACAGACCUGAGCGGUAGUAAAACAACGCCGAAGAGACAUAGCAGGAACAUAUCAGAUGGGAUGAUUAGUAUCGAACACCUGAGACGAAUCUACCAUGAAAAUAAUAAUAAUGCAGCAGCGGGGAUGGAUAAAUCAGAAAGUUGUGAAGCGCUUCCGGAAGGUCCGUUACUGGAUGGGUCGGAGGGCAGAAGCAGAUCGCCUCGGUCAAUGACAAGGAGAAGUAUCUCUUCCAAUUUCCUAGAAAUCAGCUUCAGCUCGAUGACAGCAUCAAAAGGCGACCAUGGUCUUCACCAGGGUCCAUUGUCUCCGAUCUCUGAUUCUGGACAAGCCGUAACCAUGGAUGAAUAUGCUGAUGGUGAUGAUAAGGAGGAGGAGGGUGAGAAGAGGAAUGUGCAUUUACAGUCGACACCAAAACCAGUCGUGGAAACGAACUCUCCGGAUACCUUUGGGAACGACGCAAUGGCCGCUGAAGAAAGAACUAAAGAAUCAGAAAGCGUUUCGUUUUAUAUUCCCCGGGAUGAGGACGAAGUUUCGGUAGAUUCUCAUUCCACUGCUGACCACCACCGCGGUAGUGCUUCGUCGUCAUCGGCAUCAUCGAUGAUGUCACUGCAAAGUUCCUUGUCAUCGUCGUCAUCAUCCACCGAUACGCAAGCAAAAUCGAAUUCUUCCCACCAGACCUGCCAGAACACCACCGAAACGAUGAGUGCACUUCCCCCACACUCGACCACUGGUUCGUCAACCGACACAACAGCAGAUGAGUGCAGUAUUUUCAUUGCCGAUGAUUCAAAUGACCACAUCGCAGAGGAUAACAGAACUUUGAUAACCUCCUUUGAAAGUCAUAUGAACUGGCUACAAGAGCAAGAUGAAACACUUCUUUAGCUUUAUGUCAUGAUCUUAAAGUCAUAGGGCAUGUAUGGCUAUGGAAGAUUUUGUGAACAUGCUGAGAAAUUUAACACCCCUAAUAAAUAGACUUGAAUAGAAGGAGAAAAUCCGACAAGCACAACACUGAAAAUUUCAUCAAAAUCGGAUGUAAAAUAAGAAAGUUAUGACAUUUUAAAGUUUUGCUUAAUUUCACAAAACAUUGAUAUGUACAUCCUGGUCUGUAUGCAAAUGAGGGGACUGGUGACAUCAUCCACUCACUAUUUCUUUUGUAUUUUAUUAUAUGAAAUAUUCUAAUGUACUCCUCAUUGUUCUGUGAAACAAAGUUUUAUUCCUCCCUGAAUAUGUGGGAUUUCCAUUGUUUUAACAUUUUAUGGUUCAGUUAAGUUGGUCCCUAAUGUCAAAUCUGUAAAAAUUGAAAUAUUAUAUAAUUCAAACGAUAGAAAACAAAAAGGGACAUCAUCAACUCCCUCAUUUGCACGUUACUGAGUUGUGAAUAUAACUCUUUUGUUAAAAAUAUGCGAAAAUUGAAAAGGCCAUAACUUUCUUAGUUUACAUCCGAGUUUGAUUAAAUUUUCAGUGUUAUGAUUGUUUGAUUUUCCUCUAUUCAUUUUGAGCAACAUUUUUCUGGGGUGGACUUAAUCUUUAAGCAAUAUGCCUAAAUACUGGGUCACGUUCGAUAAAACGUCAUGGUUAAAAACAAUGAUAACAUGUAAAUAGAGAGCUCUAUAUAUAUUGAGAAAGAAAAGAUGAGAAGGAUAAAGUCAUACUGAUAUUUUCUUAAGAAGAUCUUUAGCAUGUUAUUACAUGGUGAAUGCGUGUCUGUUCAAUCUAUAUAUUUUUCCUUCAGUUCAGAAUUGAUAAUUUGUCAACUGUUGUAACUCUAUUGAGUAAUUUGGCUGUGAUUACAAAUAAAAUUGCAUUGAGAAGUAUGACAAGGGUCUUCGACCUCUUUCGACGCGCUUGGUCUGGACAUAAACAUUCAAAUUUAAGAUUGGCUUUUAAAACCAUAACAACGGAGUGAUUCUGGCUACCUCGUGGAUAUUCUGAACUAUUCUCCUAGAGGCCACCACACACCUUACGAUUGGUCUGCGAUCCGAUUUUGGAAUAAAACGUAAUAAAAUCUCAUGCUAACAUUGAGACAUGGAAUAUCUUACUGUUUAAUGUUCUGAAUCAUCAUACGAAUACCUACUUUCAAAUCUGUGACUAUAUGCUCUCAUCCUUAUUAGAAUAAUAGCGAAUUUAAUAUCUAGUCGUAAUGACGUCAUAUCAAUCGUACAAUUGACUACGAUUUCAAACUUAUUUGGCCUUUACUCUAAAAUGAAGGCUUGGAAUCACCCAAAAUUGUUAUAUUAGUGUUCUUUCAAUAUAAAAAAAGAAAACCAAUAGAUAAAUUAAUGAAAAAUAAAUAGAUAAAUAAAUUUGAACCACAAAUAUUUUCAUUUACAUUUUCAGAGAAUGAGCGAAAUGCGAUUUGUUCCAAAAUUGGAUCGUAGACCAGUCUUAAGGUGUGCGGUGGCCUUUAGUUAUAAUAGAGACAAAUUUGUAUAGGGGUCCGGUGAAUGUUAUACUCCAGGCUCCCCCGUUUAUCUCAUUUUAAGCCUCUCAAAUUCCUUUUUUUUAAAUCCUUAUCUAGAUAUUAUACGCAUUUGGCAAUUUAUGUUUUCAUUGACAAAAGAAACAAAAACAUACUUAAACAGAAACACUGAUGGGGGAAAUAAAUACCCCCAAUAUCAUGCAGAAUCGACUACAGAAAACAAUAAAUUGUAGAAAAUACUGAAGCCUUUAUCACACGAGAAUACAGAUGUCGAUGAAUGAGGAAUCCAGUCACCAUGGUAACAGUAAAUAAGUGCGUUCGAAGGGACGGAGAUGAUCGAUAAACCAAUGACCAUUAUGAAUUAGUGAUCAGUAUAAAGCGGUCAGCAUAAAUACUCUAUCUCAUUGGCGAUGUAUAUAGCGUGAUGGUCAAACCUAAGCUCCCACUAUAACGUUUUCACGUGGUUUUUUUUUCUUUUUGAUAAAUGAAGGAAGAGCGGGGGGGGGGGGGAAGAGCUGGUUUAAAUCGGGAGUCGGUCAAUUGUGUGAAAAAUUAUUAUUACAAUCCCGUCACAGAUCACAGUAUUCAUGUUCGGGUUUUUUCAUUACAAUUAUGCUACGAUUAACGAGUAUUAUGCGGUAGAGACCGUUGAUUCUCUAUAUAUUUUCAAAUCGUUCUAUUCUCGACCAGGUCAUUUUCUUUAAUUUUAUGAUGAAAUAAGCAGUGAUUUUCUUUUUCAAUCGCUUUAUUUAAAGUAUUAACGUGAAUUCGGCAAAGAGCAUGACAAUGUAUUUUUCAAUGCUGAAUUUAUCGAGGGGAAAACGUAUUAGUAUAUUUUGUCUAAAUUAUUAAAAAAAAGUAUUAUUUAUAUCGAGUAUUAUAAGACUUUAUGUAAUGAGUACAAAAAGAGUAUUUUACUGUAUGAGCAUGUCAAUGGUGACAAGAAUAUCAAUCCAAACGAUUUGAUAGUCAGAAUCAGCGUUGAGAGUGUAUCGCUUGAGAUGUAUAAUAUCUAUUAAAUUGGAAUUGGCAUAAAAAUUUA
Molecule: messenger RNA, 3713 nt
Organism: Lytechinus pictus (painted urchin)
Lineage: Eukaryota; Metazoa; Echinodermata; Echinoidea; Temnopleuroida; Toxopneustidae
Exons: 2
Coding region: 1-1134 (377 amino acids)
Source: RefSeq, a predicted model, not a curated record